This is a messenger RNA of Manis pentadactyla (Chinese pangolin), 1923 nucleotides long. It is a transcript of the gene FAM169B, whose product is annotated as Protein FAM169B. The transcript is spliced from 8 exons. Gene Ontology annotation, molecular function: acyltransferase activity, transferring groups other than amino-acyl groups. Bases 1 to 894 code for a protein of 297 amino acids. NCBI's taxonomy places the organism in Eukaryota, Metazoa, Chordata, Mammalia, Pholidota, Manidae. The record is from RefSeq and is a predicted model, not a curated record.
AUGAACUUUGUCAAUUACUUCCUGCCCAUCCAGACUAAGAGUAAAACGGAUGUUAUUUCUUGCCUUCUUUUCCCCCCAGCAGGCAUUUACCCAGUGGAUAUUUUGGAAGAUGACCCCGAAGGAAAUUGUGAAGCAGCUCUGGCUUACUAUGCCAUGCUGGCAGAAGGAGGGAGGCCAUCCCCAGAGGUUUUCUCUCUUCCCACUGGGGAGCAGGUUAAACUUGAAGCUGCAUCUGUUUGCUUCUGCACUGUGCACCGGGAUGAACCUCAACAUAAAAUACUGGUCUUGGUUAAUCCCCAGGACACGAAGACAGUUGUGGCUGUUUACGUAAAGGGGUCCUGGUGGGCCACCGAAGAUGUACUAAGGACCUCUGAUCCAGCGAGAGAAGGUCUGAUGAAGGUUCAGUCAUUUGGGGAAAGGAUUGUCCUUUUCAUUCUCAAUGUCAUUGUUUUUGGAAGACUGGAGAGAAAUUUGGAUGAUGAUGGCAUGUUUUUUUUACCUCACUCUGUGAAGGAGCAUGCGAAAAUUCUGUGGCGAGGCGGAGCAGCGGUUGGAUUUUACACAGUCAAACCCAAAGGCAGCCUGUGUGGUGACGCCGUGGGUGCGUGCUACUUGCUGCCCGUCUUUGACACCGUGUUCAUCAGGAGGAGAUACCGUCGCCAAGGCCUGGGCACAGCCAUGCUGCAGGACUUCUGUGAGACAUUCCAGGAGGACAAGGCACUGGGGGUCAGUUGGCCAGUUUCUCCUGCCAUGUACCAAGUCUGCAGGAAGUUCCUGGGGGCGCAUCCGGAGGAGCGGGGGCGCCUGUGGGAGGUGGAGCCCCCGGGAGCCUGGGGCCAGCGAGACAGCAUGUGGCUGAAAGUUCAGCCUCAUCAGUCAAGACUUUCGGACUGAAAAGAUCCGUGGAGAAGACCUGGAAAAGACGAAGAACGAUCAGGACUGUGGAGUAGAAGCCGCAGCGGGGCGGCUUGGGCGAGCCUGCGGGGCUGAGCUGGAGCGGAAGGAAGCCGAGCGGACAGCGGGGGGUGCCGGGCUGGCCGGCGAGGCGUGGCGGGAGCCCCCGAGGGCCAGCUCCUAACUGCGGGAGGCGCAGCUGAGCCUCGUCCGGAGGCCUGUCUGGGCCCCGGGGCACGUGGCUUCCAGAGCUGCCUGUGGCAGUCCACGCAUGAGUGGCUGGCCGCUGGCUUCUGCCCUUGCUGUGCUGUCUUUGAGGAGCGGACUGCACAGACCCCGCCUCCCUCGGCCUUGUGGUCUGGGCUCAGGCGAUAGAAAGUCUGAGAAGGUGCUUCCGUCACCAAGCCAGAUGCUGUGCAGGUGCAAGUAAUUGUGCUCCCAAGCUGGGCUGCAGAAGCUCCUUCGUUGGACCUAGUCUGCUUUCUGGUGUUCAGGACGACUUCCACCAGAACCACACCGAGAUACUUCUCUCUUUAGGAAGCUUGGCGAAGGGCCCCGUGCAUCUCGUUCUGCACUGCAGAACCGGGCUCACGUCUGCCCGCGCUGGCCCUGUUGUAACCAAUAGACCGCAGGCAUCUCUGAGAUGCUCUUCUGGAGAAGCUUCAUCCAUGUCAGAAGCUCCCUGAGGGAAGGGGCCGGGGCUGCCUGGUACCCACCGUGGGCUUCUUGCUACUGUGUGACCUGCAGAGACCUUACAGAGAGGCCCCCAGGCGUGUGUCCGGAUCUCAGCUGUCAAUCACCUAAUCCGGAAGGGAGGCUGCAGGGCGGGGCUUCGGGCUGAUGACCAAGGAGUGGUGUGUCUAGUGCAGUGGUGCUUGAGUACAAAGGCUUGUGCCAGGAAAGGUGACUAUAGAGGUGGCAGCCUGACCCAAAUGUGACAUUGGCCUCCCCUUCCUCAAAUACCUACCUAGCCAUGCUCUCUUCCUGCCUCUGUCAUACGCAAAACCUGUCCAUCAGCCUCAUUCCUAU